This is a messenger RNA of Anthostomella pinea, 1440 nucleotides long. NCBI's taxonomy places the organism in Eukaryota, Fungi, Ascomycota, Sordariomycetes, Xylariales, Xylariaceae. The record is from the annotation of a GenBank genome assembly.
AUGAAGUACUCGCUGAACGCCGCCGCCCUUGCGGCCUUCUCCAGCUAUGCGCUCGCCAAGGAGAUGGCGCCCAACGAGGAGCUGGCCGCGUCGCUCUACGACAGCGGUGUCAGACACCAGGAGAUCAUGGACAUCAAGACGGCGUUCUGGGACAGCCGAAGACAACAAGGCCUCUUCGACUCGAGCCAGUACAAGAGCAUGGACGCCGCAGUCGACUACGUCCCCUGCGUCGGCGGACUGGCGGAGCUCGUGGAAGGCGACCCCCUCUACACCUUCAACUGCAGCAACAUCGACCUGUACGACUUCAAGUCGCACGCCGACCUCGGCAGCGACGGCGGCGAGGGCGCCGGCUCGUGGGGCUGGACCAGCGAGGACGGCCGCGAGUUCAUGGCCGUCGGCCAGUCGGACGGCGCUGCCUUCAUGGAGAUCAGCGCCGAGGGCAAGCUCGUCUACCUCGGCCGCCUGCCGCAGUGGACCGAGGCCGACCCGUCGCUGUGGCGCGAGAUGAAGGGCUACCAGAGCUACAUGGUCAUCGGCAGCGAGGCCGUCAACCACGGCGUGCAGUUCUUCGACAUGAAGAAGCUGCUCGACGUCGACCCGGCGAGCCCCGUCGUCUUCAGCAACGCUGACGACAUCUACCACUUCGACGGCCUGCCCAUCGGCCGCUCGCACACCGUCCAGACCAACGAGGAGAUGGGCUACGCCAUUGCGUCCGGCGCCAUGCCGCGAACUGACAAGUGCAAGUCGGGUCUCAUCUUCAUCGACCUGUCGGACAUGGAGAACCUCGUCUCGCCCGGGUGUGCCUCGGCCGACGGAUACGUGCACGACGCCCAGUGCCUGGUGUACCGCGGCCCCGACGACAAGUACGUCGGCACCGACAUCUGCUACGGCUACAACGAGGACACCCUGACCAUCUACAACGUGACCGACAAGGCGGCCGCGACCAUCAUUUCGCGCACCUCUUACGAGGGCGCGGCCUACACGCACCAGGGCUGGGUGCUCGACACCCAGAACCAGCAGUACCUGGUGCUCGACGACGAGUACGACGAGUACGACAAGGUCGGCCCGGGCGCGGCCGGCUACCCCAUCACGUACAUCUGGGACAUCAGCUCGCUCGAGGCGCCGAAGCAGACGGGCUACUACAGCGGCAAGGUCAAGAACAUCGACCACAACCAGUUCAUCAACGGCGGCUUCGCCUACCAGUCCAACUACGGAGGCGGUCUCCACGUCCUGGACAUCUCGUCCAUCCCCGAUGACCCCACCGGCGCCGGCGUCUCUAAGGUCGCCCACUUCGACAUCUACCCCGAGGACGACAACGACGAGGGUGGCGGUGAGAUCGAGUUCCUUGGCACCUGGAGCAACUACCCGUACUUCGCCAGCGGGUACCUGAUCAUUAACACCAUCGAGCGUGGUGUCUACGUCGUCAAGCGAACCGACUAA